UCCAUGGGAGGCAGAUCAUUGGGGGGAGAAGUGGUACAAGGCCAACUUGGCAACCAAGACCCUUUCUACUUGAGACAAGCCACUUUGUAUUUCCCCAGAUUUCGGAACUCAGGUACGCACGCCGCCACGCGAGCACAAAGUCUAAUGUUAUGACCCGAGUACGUGAGUAUCUACAGUCCUAGCGGGUGAAUUAUGGAACCCAAGCACGCAAAGUGGCAGCAAGGUUCAUGCUAGCUGUGAUAGUGCCACUGCAUUUACGUGCAUAUGCUGCAAUGUAUUCUUCGCAAAGACCGGCAAGCUGAUAAGACAGCUUGAUUGAGACAUGUGAAAUGAGAAUCUCGCCUCGCUGCCUUGCGUUCUCGCUCAUGGGGGGAACAUCUGAGAUGACAGUAUGCGUGUCUAGGACUAGCUUGAUGAAUGUCUAUAAAGGCUUCCUCCCCCCUCUUCCUUUCUGAGUUAAAAAGAUCACAUCCGCACAGUUUCGUAUGCUCGUCUUUUCUCGUUGUAAACUUUAAAGCUCUCAAGUCCCUUUCCUCCGAGUCCAUCCCGCCAUCGUCUGCUCCACGAAACUCUUCUCAAGGACACCCAACCUUACACCACACAAAACCUCACACUAUGUCUUACCUAACUCCCAUCCUGCUUGCCCUUGCCUCUUUGUCCGCGGCAAGCCCCGUCCCCAGAGGGAACAUGAACGCCGGGCAACUCACAUUCUUCCACCCGGGACUAGGAGCUUGUGGCCAAAAUCACCACGACGGCUCCCUCAUAACCGCCAUUUUGGCUCCUCUGUUCGACAGCCGCCGUCCCCAAUACUGUGGUAACCAUUACGCGUCAAGAGCCCCCUGGGCGAUGUCGUGGUUGGGGUCGUCGACCGCUGCGAGGGUUGCGACCAUUGGGAUCUUGACCUUUCGCCUGCAGCUUUCCAACAAGCCGUUGGUGGUCUCGGUGUGGGCCGGACCCAAGCUGAAUGGGAAUGGGUAUAGGCUAGGAACUUAUAAUCAGAGUGCUGAAUCACAAUUUCCAGACAUGCUCCGCUUGCACAGUCGAUGUAUUGCUCACAGGGACAGUGGUGCCCAUGUCGUUGUUCUAAUUCAUGCUGUUGUGCCUUACCGGCUAUUGAGAUUUGAUAACGCCUCGCCUUUCCUGAAGUGGUUCGGGUCAUCUACUAUGCAAGCCAUACUGGCGCCAGUUUGCCCGUCCUAAAUAAGCAGUACUCCGAAUAACAAUUGGGCCACCAACUCCUAAGAAACUGAAAAUGAUCGCUCUCAUAAAAGCA
This is a messenger RNA of Emericellopsis atlantica, 1273 nucleotides long. RefSeq lists its product as uncharacterized. The transcript has a single exon. The record is from RefSeq and is a predicted model, not a curated record. Bases 418 to 1200 code for a protein of 260 amino acids. NCBI's taxonomy places the organism in Eukaryota, Fungi, Ascomycota, Sordariomycetes, Hypocreales, Bionectriaceae.